Molecule: messenger RNA, 936 nt
Organism: Eriocheir sinensis (Chinese mitten crab)
Lineage: Eukaryota; Metazoa; Arthropoda; Malacostraca; Decapoda; Varunidae
Gene: eIF4E1
Product: eukaryotic translation initiation factor 4E-like
Exons: 5
Coding region: 132-782 (216 amino acids)
Biological process (GO): translational initiation
Cellular component (GO): eukaryotic translation initiation factor 4F complex; cytoplasm
Molecular function (GO): RNA 7-methylguanosine cap binding; translation initiation factor activity
Source: RefSeq, a predicted model, not a curated record
UGCUUUGCCCCGUAUCUUUGUUAAUAAGGUAAAAAGAUGAGUUGGUAGCCAUAAAAAGCCGCGUCAGCUGUCCCGUGCGCUUCCCGGCCGUCACAGUGUGUGCUGGACAGUCUCCAAGGCAAGAACUCAACAUGGCGGCCGACGGGGUGGAGGCCAUGGAGAAUGACAAGAAACAGCCUAAGGGGGAAGAAGAGGCAAAGGAGCAGACCGAUGUGAGCCCAGAGAUGCUGAUCAAGCACCCCCUGCAGAACACAUGGACACUCUGGUUCUUCAAGAUUGAGAACAACCGCACCUGGGAGGACUGCCAGAUGGAGAUUGCCAGCUUCAACACAGUGGAGGACUUCUGGGCCUUGUAUAACCACAUUGAGCCAGCCUCGCGCCUCAAGGUUGGCUGUGACUACUCCAUGUUCAAGCAGGGCAUCAAGCCUAUGUGGGAGGACGAACACAACUGUCGGGGCGGCCGCUGGCUCAUCAACCUCAACAAGCAGCAGCGUGCCACUGAGCUUGACAACUUUUGGAUGGAAGUGCUACUUCUGAUGAUCGGCGAGGCCUUCGCAGAGCACAGUGACGAGGUGUGUGGCUCCGUGGUGAAUGUGCGCAGCAAGGGAGACAAGAUUGGUGUGUGGACGGCAGACGUCAAGAAGAAUGAUAGCAUCCUCAGAAUUGGACACGUCCUCAAAGAGCGGCUCAACAUCCCCCGCCUUGUGACCAUUGGCUUCCAGGCACACAAGGACACCAUGGUCAAGUCUGGCUCCACAGCCAAGAACAGAUUCACUGUCUGACACCAGCAGUGCUCCAUAGCCCUCAGUCUUGUACAGGUUUUACAGACCUAGAUGCCAGCAUCUUCCAGUCCUGGUUGAUACACUCCCAUGCCCGAGGAGAGAUUUUUUUUAUCAUUAAUUACAAUUGUUAUUUAUUUUUUUUCCCAAAUGUUGG